AUGCCCAUUCCUCGCAAGCUUUGUGAACAAGCGCUGAUCUUUGUGGUCAUUCAUAGUGCUUUACUUUUAUCCUAUUCUCAUUGCCGUUGUAUUGCGAUAUUGUAUUCUUGUAACGAGCUAUCUCCCAUGAUGCAUGUUUUGGUUACGGUGCCAUGGUCUACCAAAGUCCCAAUCGUCUUGUUUUCGCUCACAAGCUUACGCUCCUCCAUCUACCGAAUGACAAUUCAACAACAACGCCAUCUCGUCGACGUGUUACCGUUUGAGGUGCUCUCCAAUAUCUUUGCUCUGCUGUCUCGAAUUCAAGUUCAUGAAUGCAUGCUCGUUUGCAGACAAUGGCACACUUCAGUUCCGGAAUUGGCCUGCCAUUGUUUUCGUCAUCUGAGACUGGAUGGAAGGAAGGACUAUCAAGGCUAUGUCGGUUUACUACCUCGAGUGUGUAACUAUGCCAACGUGGUCACCCUGCAUGAUUACGGGAUGGUCGAUUUGAAUGCUUCAAAGGUUGGGGACCUCCUUAUUCAUCAUUGCCCGAAUUUGGAGAUAUUAGAGAUCGAGGAUAGUCAUAUUCAUGAGCACUUGGGCCCGUUUCUGGAAAAGCUGCCAUCGAUUCGACAUUUGAAAAUCAUUCGUCCCGCCAGCAUCCCAUCGCCAUUGCAUGAGAUCAUCCACAGCAUUGCGUCCUAUUGUCCACAGCUGGUAUCAUUAAGCGCUACACGUGCAAAACCUUCUGUUGUCAAUGGAAUCCAUCCUCCUGUAAAGGAAUCCACUCUUAUUGGCUUACGACAUUUGGAUCUACAACGUUCAGGAUUAAGCGUCCUACAACUGGAGACAGUGUUGAAGAGGUGUCCCAACCUAAGGACUUUGAUUGUGGAUUCACAAGAUGACAUGGGAAAAGGAAAAGAGACCUUGGCACGGCAUUGUCCAAAGAUACAACAUUUCAGCUUAUGUUAUCAGCCACCCCAUACACUUUACCUGCCAAUACCAUUACCAUCGGAUGAUGAUGAUAUCGCAGAGGACGAAGGAAAUUACCAAGGAGAUUGUAUUGCAUUGAAAGGGUUAUGGAUCCAUGGUUUCCAUGCUCGUUUCUUUCUUGAUCAAACCCACCUUCACUAUUUGCGCUUGGAGCAGUACAGAAAAUGGGGUACGCUUGAUGUCACCACAUGUACGACCAUUACACAACUUGUACAACAAAACGUCAACACAUUGGAGCAUAUCGACCUGGGAAGCGAUGUGGACAUGUUACACACCUUAUGCGAAUCACUCCCAUCUAUGAGCAAUUUGAAGUCGUUCCGCUUUUCGUUCGAUGGCAGAACACGUGCAUUUGUGGAUAACUCAAGUCCUGUUGACUUAUUGGAAAAAAUCGGCAAGGUCGCUUCAUCUCAUCCCACGCUCACAUCUAUUCAUAUCACAGUCAUUGCUAUUGGAUUGAAGUCAUCGGUGCUCUCGGCAAUGUCACGUAUUCCUCUUCUCAAACAACUGCACAUGUGUUAUCGCGUUAUUGCGCCUGCUGAUUUGGAAGCCCUUUUCCAUAAUGCAUCCUCUUUGGAACAUGUAACGUUGACAGCCAGGCACCUUGAGAUCACCAACAAGAUGUUUGUUGAAUUAGCAAAGCUAAACUUGGAUCAUGCGUCAUUCUUCUCGGACCGUACAACCACUAUGAGUGCUUUGGGAUUACGCCAUUUCGUUGAUCAGCAUGCUGGUGCUCUGUAUAGGAUGUCUAUUAUGGGGAACAUACAACCGGAUGAUGAUGGAAAGUGUCUUGAUUAUGCAAGGGAGAAGUUAGGAGAGCGGUUUAAUUAUGGGAAUCCUUGUCCAUUUUUUGAAUAUACAUAA
This is a messenger RNA of Lichtheimia ornata, 1830 nucleotides long. RefSeq lists its product as uncharacterized. The transcript is spliced from 4 exons. Gene Ontology annotation, molecular function: protein binding. NCBI's taxonomy places the organism in Eukaryota, Fungi, Mucoromycota, Mucoromycetes, Mucorales, Lichtheimiaceae. The record is from RefSeq and is a predicted model, not a curated record. Bases 1 to 1830 code for a protein of 609 amino acids.